Didymodactylos carnosus is the source of this 984-nucleotide messenger RNA. Lineage: Eukaryota; Metazoa; Rotifera; Eurotatoria; Philodinida; Philodinidae. The record is from the annotation of a GenBank genome assembly.
AUGUUUGCAACGGCUCACAAUCAACGUUUUUACACAGUUGAGGUAACAGACAAACAAAACACAAUUUUGUUUCUGUUAAAACACAUGACAGUUAAAGAAAUUAGUGCAACAGUAAAACUAGAUAAUAUUUUACCAUGCGAAUUAUCAAAUAAAAGGUUGCACAUCAGAAAGAUGAUAAAUUUGUUUUAUGGAAAAAAUUAUGAUCAGGUAACAAUCGAUUUCAUAAUAUCUACAAUAAGAGAUCAACAAGAAUUAGAGCAAGAGUUAGUAUGUGAUAUGAAUAUCAAUGAAAUUGUUGACAAGUAUCGUGACUCAAUCACAAUUGACGAUGCCACUGAUAUUAAUUUAAUUAAUUUACUACCGUUCACUACAACAUGUAUCCAAUGCAAAAGAGUUUUAAAAACUGAAAAAGAUAAAAAUGUCACACUGAUGUGUUUAGGUACUAUUAAAACAUGCACAAUUUUUAAGAGUAAUUGUAAUGUUUGUAAAAUUGAUUAUUAUCCAACAUACUUCGAAAAUAAAAUUAUGAAAUAUAAAUACUUAUCGGCAACAGCCAUUAAAAAUAAUCAUUAUUUGUAUUUCGGAGGACAAUCAGCAUUUCAUCACGAUUUACUUGUCACAUUUUCCUCAGAUUUAAUUUUUUCUCAUGUUCCAUUCAAUAGUUUUUGUGAAUCGUAUGAUUAUAUAAUUGAAACAAUAAACCGCCAUAAUUCAAAUCAAUAUAUACCCACAACAUACCAACAACAAAAACUAGAUCCAAAAUUAUUUCAGAAUACUUGGCUGGUAUUUGAAAUGGCACGUUUUUAUUUUAUGAUGUGUGAUAAUGAGUUUUUUCAAAUACCAGCUAGUUAUGAAGGCCCAGAAAGAGACAAUUUUUUAAGACAAUACAAUGAGAAAUUUUAUUCAUUAUUUACGGGCACCAAAAACCUGACCGAAAAGUCUGCAAAUAUGACAAUGUGUGUGACAUUUCAGUCGUUGAGCUAG